Molecule: messenger RNA, 2396 nt
Organism: Cervus elaphus (red deer)
Lineage: Eukaryota; Metazoa; Chordata; Mammalia; Artiodactyla; Cervidae
Gene: TRIM10
Product: tripartite motif containing 10
Exons: 7
Coding region: 479-1948 (489 amino acids)
Molecular function (GO): protein binding; zinc ion binding
Source: RefSeq, a predicted model, not a curated record
UCUCCCUCUUGCUCCCCAAAGAAGAACAGUCUCUUCCACCCGUGGGUGGUUAAGAUACUUUCCUUCUACCGCGAGCGUCUCUGGAUGGAUGGGACGAAGCAGCAACCUGCUGGUCACCGGCACCAGCUCAGACAGUAACUGAGGUCAUCUCUGGGAGGCUGUCACGCCUUCUUCUCCCCCUCCUCUGCUAUUUCUCUGUCUCUGCCAUUGGAGGUGUGUGUCUGUUCCUUUGGGAGCGGGGAAGCAGAACCCUGGCUGCCAGACAUGCAAGAGGGUUCCUUGCUUUUGUGUGCAAGUGCGGGUGUGUAUGUGUGUGACCAUGAGGCUGUCACUGGGUAUGUAGGAUGCCCCUGUGUCUGGCCGUGUGUGCACGUGGGUGUGUGAGUGUGCGCUGUGUGUCCUCAUUGUUCUCCCAGCCCUGCCGCCCAAGCCGAGCAGAGAGGGUGACCUUGAAGAGGUCACAAGCAGCAGCAGCACCAUGGCCACGGCUGCUUCCGUGACCAGCCUGGCAGAUGAGGUCAACUGCCCCGUCUGCCAAGGGACCCUCAGAGAACCGGUCACCAUCGACUGUGGCCACAACUUCUGCCGAGUCUGCCUCACCCGCUACCUGGAGAUCACCAGCCCGGACCCCGAGGAGCCCCCGACCUGCCCGCUCUGCAAGGAGCCUUUCCGUCCAGGGAACUUCCGGCCCAACUGGCAGCUGGCCAACGUGGUGGAGAACAUCGAGCGUCUCAAGCUGGUGACCCAGAUGGACUCAGACGAGGAGGACGUCUGCCCCGAGCACGGGGAGAAGGUCUACUUCUUCUGCGAGGACGACGAGAUGCAGCUGUGCGUGGUGUGCCGGGAGGCCUGGGAGCACCGCGCCCACACCGUGCGCUUCCUGGAGGAUGCUGCGGGGCCCUACCGGGAACAAAUACAGAAGUGUCUUGAGUGUCUAAGAAAAGAGAGAGAGGAGAUUCAAGAAAUUCAGUCAAGGGAAAAUCGAAGGAUACAAGUCCUCCUGACUCAGGUGGCCACCAAGAAACAAAAGGUGAUUUCUGAGUUUGCACAUCUGAGCCAGUUUCUGGAAGAGCAGCAGAGCAUCCUCCUAGCCCAGCUGGAGAAGCUAGAUGAGGACAUCCUGAAGCAUCGGGAUGAGUUUGAUGUCCUGGUCACUGGGGAGAUUGGCCGGUUCAACACCCUCAUUGAGGAACUGGAGGAGAAGAAGGAGAGGCCGGCGAGGGAGCUCCUGACGGAUAUCAGAAGCACUCUAAUCAGAUGUGAAACCAGAAGGUGCCGGAAACCAGUGGCUAUAUCUCCGGAGCUGGGCCAGAGGAUUCGGGACUUCCCCCAGCAAACCUUCCCGCUGCGGAGGGAGAUGAAGCUGUUUCUGGAAAAACUCAGCUUUGAGUUGGAUUAUGAGCCAGCGCACAUCUCUCUAGAUCCCCGGACUUCCCACCCCAAGCUCCUGCUGUCCGAGGACUACCAGCAGGCUCGUUUCUCCUACAAGUGGCAGAAGUCACCGGACAACCCCCAGCGUUUUGACCGGGCCACCUGUGUCCUGGCCCACGGUGGCUUCACAGGGGGCAGACACACGUGGGUGGUCAGUGUGGACUUGGCUCACGGGGGCAGCUGCACCCUGGGCGUGGUCAGUAGGGACAUCCGCCGGAAGGGGGAGCUGCGGAUGCGGCCAGAGGAGGGGGUGUGGGCGGUGAGGCUGGCAUGGGGCUUUGUCUCAGCCCUGAGCUCUUUCCCCACCCGCCUGACCUUGGAGGAGCAGCCCCAGCAGGUGCGGGUGUCCAUUGACUACGAGGUGGGCUGGGUGACCUUUGCCAACGCCGUCACCCAGGAACCCAUUUACACCUUCACUGCCUCCUUCACCCAGAAGGUCUUUCCCUUCUUUGGGCUCUGGGGCCGAGGGUCCAAGUUCUCCCUGAGUUCCCAAGAGGGUGCAGAUACCCUGUCCUAAGCACAGGGCUCAAAGAGAGGACCUAAGGACUUGACCCUGGAUGGGUCACCUGAGAUUUGAAAUGACUGCUUUAGAUGAUGUGAUAGAGUUGGGACUUUGGAGAGGGACAAGGUGGGAUGACCUUCAGUCUGCUGAUCAAGCCCUUUCCUCAAUGCUGGCUGGAUGGGACUCGGACCACUGCCAGCCCUCCUCACCACCAUCCCCACCAGGCACAGAAGUACUGUGUAAGAGGUAGGAAUACUGGAUUUGAGCGAGGAAGGCUUGGAUUCUAGACCCAGCCUGGUAAUCAACUUAUUAUAUGAUCUUAAACUAGGCAUCUCACCUCUCUUCAUCUUGUUUUCUCCCCUAAAAUAUUAGAGUUCAUCUACUCAUAUCCUUAGGAAAUAUUUGUUGUGUGCUAAUUAUGAGCCAAGCAGUAUGGUAGCCACUGGUGACAUGAAAAGGAAAA